CGAGCACCUCGGAAGAGUUCCCAGUCUUCCACAAGAUGAACCCUGUUUACAGCCCCGUCCAACCUGGGGCUCCCUACGGAAACCCCAAGAACAUGGCGUAUACAGGUUAUCCAACGGGAUAUCCCACAGCUGCCCCAGCCUACAACCCAAACAUGUAUCCAACCAGCAGCCCCGGCUAUGCCCCAGCCACACUUCUGAUGAAGCAGGCCUGGCCGCAGACGUCCUCCUCUUGUGCCACCGAGGGCACCUUCCACCUCCCGGUGGACACUGGGACCGAGAACAGAACUUACCAAGCUUCUUCUGCAGCAUUCAGGUACACCGCGGGGACUCCGUACAAGGUCCCGCCGACCCAGAGCAACAACGCGCCUCCGCCCUACUCGCCGUCUCCGAAUCCGUACCAAACGGCCAUGUACCCCAUCAGAAGUGCCUAUCCCCAGCAGAACCUGUACACCCAGGGAGCGUAUUACACCCAGCCCGUGUACGCGGCGCAGCCCCACGUUAUCCAUCACACCACCGUGGUGCAGCCCAACAGCAUCCCGUCGGCGAUCUACCCGGCCCCCGUCGCUGCGCCCCGGACUAACGGCGUGGCCAUGGGCAUGGUCGCCGGCACCACCAUGGCAAUGUCAGCAGGUAAGGUGGGCCUCGGCGGCCCCUUUUCCGAAGCCUUCGUAUCUGUCGUUAGCAGCGGCUCAAGAAACAAUUCUUGGCGCCGUGCGUUGAAGUAGGCCGAGGGAUGCGCUUGUCUGCAGCAGCUGCGAAACAGAAGUCCGUUGUGGGCUGCGGGCUCCGUCACAAGGAGAGACGUCGCAGGCUACGUAUUAGGAAAAGGCCGCUGGGAGACGGUCGCUGGUGCUCACCCGUUCGGGGGUUCCCGCGGCGUCUGCGGGUGCCGCGCGGGCCGGCGCCUUCGGGAGGCUGGGAGAGGCGGCGGGUUGCUGGCAGCUUCUUCCAUUGGCCUUCGGAGAGACAGAAGAUCGGAAGGAAGCGAGUUAAGGGGCGGAAAGUAGGGUGUGAAAUAGCGCUCUGUGAGCC
Struthio camelus australis is the source of this 1032-nucleotide messenger RNA. Lineage: Eukaryota; Metazoa; Chordata; Aves; Struthioniformes; Struthionidae. The record is from RefSeq and is a predicted model, not a curated record.